Messenger RNA from Aspergillus caelatus, 1578 nucleotides. RefSeq lists its product as uncharacterized. The coding region runs from base 1 to 1578 and encodes 525 amino acids. NCBI's taxonomy places the organism in Eukaryota, Fungi, Ascomycota, Eurotiomycetes, Eurotiales, Aspergillaceae. The record is from RefSeq and is a predicted model, not a curated record. The transcript is spliced from 2 exons.
AUGAAAACCACCGAUGGCAAUGUCGCUAUCACCGUUCAACCGAUCCUCGGGAUGUUUAUUGACUUCUCGGAGUUUGCCGGUGAAGAUAUCCAAAAGCGUGCAGACGGCCAGGAGCUGCUGUAUUAUAUGAUUAGCUUAUUCAACAAGAACCUGCUGAGCUACGACCGCAGGGGCGUUCUGCUGGAUGUCGGCGGGGCACAAUACUACGUGAAUGACGACGGCCGCGAUCAAGCCCACUGGAAAACUGCGAAGGGCGGAGAGCCGAUAGGCAAGGCGUCAGGAAGGAGCUUUCUGCACGAACAGAACCCUGAGGAGGAUGACGGAUACCCCAACCUCGAUUGGAACGCUCCCAUAGAGGAUCCUGCCUUGUGGAGCGGGGAGGGGGUAGUCUCCUGUCCGGUCAAUGAAGAUGAGGAGGACCCGAUUUGCGACGUGGAACUAUGCGGGACGAUUAUUGAAUGCCCUGAACCAGCAAGUCAAAUAGCGGGAUAUGACAACACUAUGGAGGCGGGGCCACCUGACAAUGAUGACGAUGAGAACGGCGGGACCGUGGAGGGCCGAUCAAUCGAGGACGAGCUGGUUGAUGAAUUCGAUGAUCUCUCGGUGAGCUCAGGUCGAACCCUCGCUAAACGUGACCCUGCAAAGUUCAAUGGCGGCAGACGGCCCUUCAAGAAUGUCCCGUGCAAAAAGGAUGACCGGGGCAACGACGGUUUGUGGAAAUAUUCUUCGUAUUCCUAUCCUACUGUGGGCGCUUGGGACGUGGGCGACAUGCGGUAUCGCCAUGUCUACGAUUCAGCGAAUGCCUACGACGCAUCGGAGGUCAGCAUCGGGACUUUAAACAUCGGCACAUACGGGAACCAGGCCGUUACAGAACACAUUAUGGAACUGCAGACAAUGAAACUGUUCUUCGUGGAUGUGCACAAGAAUCAGAUGCCCGACAGGAGCAAGUCUGGCUUCAAGCAGAUCCACUGCGGCUUUCUCGACAUGCUCUCUGAGCCUGUCCUGAGUAAUCCUCCGCCUACACCGGGUGCGAAGGCAGCCAGCCAGAUUCCCAUCCAGCGUAUCAUGCAGCGGCACGGCUGGAAGGAGCACUGGAAUGACUUCGUGCUGCUCGAACGCACAAUCAACCGCUAUAAGGAAAACUUCUGGAGUGGAAAGAGACCCAUAGCUCCCAGCACCCGCGCGAAACUAAGCAAAGAUCCCACGAAAUGGUGCGCUGCGUUGAAGAAUAUCCGCAUGACUAUCAACGUCUUCACGUAUCUGAACAAUGAUGACGUGCAGAAGAUCUGGGUCAAAGUAUCCAAUGGCAUUCGCUAUGAACUUGGACUGGCCGACCAGGUGUGGAUUAAUAAAGGUAACAAGCCCACAUUCAUUCAAAGCUACUGGGAUAAAUGGAUCCGGGGCCAUAUGGACCGCAUGGUCGAAGAUGGUACAAAAUGGGCCAGGGAAAGUAUCGCCGAGAUGAGGCAAUAUUGGGCGACGAGCACCAACAAGAAUGCCGCGCUUGUACUCAAGAAACUGGACGAGCUGGAGGGGAAACUGUCGGAAAUCGAAAUUGUGAAGACGUCGCUGGAGUAG